GUUUAGCUUUCUUUCUCCGUAAUUCGGCCAUUUUGGGGUCCACAGUUUCACUGAUUAGUCCUUCACACAAGUAUGACGUGUCAUGUCUAACACAUGAUAAAAUUUCUCCAUUAGAAAAACAUAAUUCACCAAAGUGACUACCACCAUGGUUCGCUUCUACGCCACCACAACCACCGUCAUCCACCACCAUCUCCGGCAACAAAUCCGCGCAUUCAUAAACGCAAGGGUAAAAUGGGUACAAGACCCAUACUUGGAUAAAGCAGUAGAGAAAGAAAAGAACCUCAAACCAUUACUUUCUCUCAAAAACUUAAUCAUCUCACACCCAUCAAAAUCUCUAUCCGUUAACACAAUUUCCCCAUUAAAACCUCAACUUAAUCUUCCCACAACUGCCCUUAAAUUCAUCCAGAAUUACCCUUUUAUUUUCAAGACUUUCAGGCCACCAAUACCAUUAUCUACUCUACAUGUAAAGCUAACUCCAAAUGCAGUAUCUUUGCAUAAUGAUGAGACCCUUUCUCUUAGUCUUUCACAUUAUCGUAAAGAUUUAGCUGAAAGAUUAGUGAAACUUUUGAUGCUUACAAGAGCUAAAAGACUUCCUUUUUAUGUUAUUGAAAGAUUUAAAUUUGAUUUGGGUUUGCCUCAUGAUUAUUUAUUGAGUUUUUUACCUGAAUUUCCUGAGUAUUUUCAGAUUUGUCAAAUGGGUUUUAAAGAUUGUAAUGGUUGUGAGGUUUUUGGGUUGGAGUUAGUUAAAUGGAGAAGGGAUUUAGCUGUUUCUGUGAUGGAAAAAAGAGUGAAAAGUGAGAAUUUUGAAGGUGGGAAAAGAGUGCAUAUAAGGUAUUCGAUGAAUUUACCAAGAGGAUUUGAUUUGCAGAAAAAAGUGAAAAAUUGGGCUGAGGAGUUGCAAAAUUUGCCUUACAUUUCACCUUAUGAGGAUGCAUUUCAUUUGGCUCCUAAUAGUGAUCAAGCAGAGAAAUGGACAGUAGGGAUAAUUCAUGAACUGUUAAGCUUACUUAUAUCGAAGAAAACGGAAAGGGAGAAUAUUUAUUGCUUGGGGGAUUAUUUAGGAUUUGGAAUAAGGUUUAGAAAAGCUUUAGUGCAUCAUCCAGGCAUGUUCUACUUGUCGAAUAAAAUCAGAACGCAUACUAUAGUUUUGCGGGAGGCGUUUAACAAGAACAUAUUGAUGGAAAGACAUCCAUUGAUGAGAAUGAGGUACAAGUAUAUUAGUCUCAUGAAUAGAGUGUUGAGAAGGGGAAUUCCAAUCAAUGCUGGAGCUCUUAGGCACAGGGCGCGGCUGGCUUCUUUAAAAGGAGGCAAUGACGGCAAAGGAAAGGAGAAGAGGAUGAGACAAGUUAAAAGUGUAGAGACUUGAGAAGAUUGAUAAUAGGAACAGCAGAUGAUUUGAAAGACAACUUUAUGAUCAUGCACUAUGCUAUAAAGGCUUGUAUAUAGACAGAUUUGUUUGGACUCCAAAAAUAUUGUUGUAUCGUGUCUGAUGCUCCAAUAAUGCACUAUUUUUGGAGGAUUCUACACGCACCCUACAAACAUUUUCAAACAGUCCGAGCAGCAUAAUUUAUCUAUCGGUGAUUCACUAUAUGUUGGAGGCUAGAUGUUGGUGGAAACUUGGCAAUGCUCACGAAUAGAAGAAUGGUACAUUUGUAUGGAUAUACAGGGAAUGCAAGGGAAGGAAACCUUAGUAUACACGAGAAGCUGACCGUCUUUAUAUUGGAUGCUUUGGCCUUUCACUAGUUAACUAUUAUCAAAAUCGCUCUCUUUGUUCCCCUUCUGAAGUUGAGGGAAACUCGUGCCCGUCAAAAUGGUCAUGUUGUUAUCGUGAUGGCAAUCCUCCUUAACAAAAGGAUGUGAGUUGGAGGUCUGUAUUGAGCAGUCUAACCAUUUCAAGUGAACAUCCAUUAUUUUACCUUUGUGUAUCAGAUCACUUCUAAUCUUGUCUAAUUUUGUAUGGCGACACGUGCAUCGUAACAUUUGCAUACUUAGAACACUCUUCUCUAGGUAUGUUGUAUCUCUGUUUAUUCUCACAUAGAAUAUUGCUAAUCUCACAACUA
Lycium ferocissimum is the source of this 2060-nucleotide messenger RNA. RefSeq names its product protein WHAT'S THIS FACTOR 9, mitochondrial-like. The transcript has a single exon. Lineage: Eukaryota; Viridiplantae; Streptophyta; Magnoliopsida; Solanales; Solanaceae. The coding region runs from base 146 to 1366 and encodes 406 amino acids. Gene Ontology annotation, molecular function: RNA binding. The record is from RefSeq and is a predicted model, not a curated record.